ACACCCGGAGAACCACCAACCGACUCGUACACCGGACCUGUAUCUGGAGACGACGAAACAUAUCUAGACUGGCCCGGACCGGAACUGGUCAAGAAACACAUUCGACACUCGCAAAGACCCCCACGGGAACGACCUUCGGGAAACCGCGGCAACGAUGUCGGAAGGCAAGACGCUCCGCGUCUUCUGCUUCGGCGACUCGCUGACGGCGGGGUACUCGGCCUACGGCGCCGUCUACCACCCUUACUCCAUCGCCCUCACCAAGAAGCUCUCGCGGGACCUCUCGGACACGCGGGUCAUCGCGACGGACAACGGGAUGCCUGGGGACUUGGUCUCGCAAGGCGCCUUCGCUAAGCGGUUCGAGAGCGAGACGAGCCAGGCCGCGUACGACUGGGUCAUCGUACUAGGCGGCACGAAUGACCUCGCAUACAGCGUACCGCCAGAAAGGAUAUUCGAAUCCCUCCGGCAGGUUUACGACUCGGCCAUCGCCAAGGGCGCCAAGGUCCUCGCGCUGACGGUUCCCGAGUGCGCCAACCAAGACGACGAGCUCGACAGCCGCCGCCGCCAGCUCAAUAAUGCCAUCCUCACACACCAGUCACCGGACUACCACGCGUUCGACCUCAACCCCAGAAUCCCCUACCACUCCCUCACCGAGCGGGAGCGCCAGCGGUACUGGGACGAUGGUCUACACCUCACGGUCGCAGGCUACGACUGGAUGGGCACCCACGUCGCCGAGGCCCUAGGCGACCUCGUCGAACUGGAGCGGAACCCAAACUCGCGGAGGGCGCGGCGCGCGCGGCGCCAUGUCGAGGAGGAGAUUUGCUUCGACGAGGAGGACGGCGACCCGCGGUCGCUGAGCGGGGGGUACGUGUUUGUGAGGAUGAGGGACUUGAAUUAGGCACCUUGUUUUCUUCUUCUUCUUCUUCUUCUUCAAAACCCAAAUGAUGAUAAUGAUGUACCACGUGGUUUAUCUGUUCUUGAACUUCUUUGCUCUACCCACCGGCUACUAGCUUCUAGUACGCACGCAUCUCUCUCUGUGCGUGCGUAUGUGCCUGUGACGAUU
Colletotrichum navitas is the source of this 1060-nucleotide messenger RNA. RefSeq names its product GDSL-like Lipase/Acylhydrolase. The transcript has 4 exons. Gene Ontology annotation, molecular function: phosphatidylcholine lysophospholipase A1 activity. The record is from RefSeq and is a predicted model, not a curated record. The coding region runs from base 155 to 895 and encodes 246 amino acids. Lineage: Eukaryota; Fungi; Ascomycota; Sordariomycetes; Glomerellales; Glomerellaceae.